Messenger RNA from Penicillium canescens, 3111 nucleotides. Its product is annotated as PHD finger domain protein. Gene Ontology annotation, biological process: mitochondrial transmembrane transport; monoatomic ion transport. Lineage: Eukaryota; Fungi; Ascomycota; Eurotiomycetes; Eurotiales; Aspergillaceae. Bases 1 to 3111 code for a protein of 1036 amino acids. Gene Ontology annotation, molecular function: monoatomic ion transmembrane transporter activity. The record is from RefSeq and is a predicted model, not a curated record. Gene Ontology annotation, cellular component: mitochondrial inner membrane. The transcript has 7 exons.
AUGGAUUUCUUCAGCUUCAGCUAUCCCGAACCGCAAACGCCGACGAGGACUCCGGCUUCGUUCGGUGACUCCUUCCCCCCGAAACUCGAGUCCAGCUUCUUCGACCCUCGAGUGACCUGGGAUACCUCUGACCCCUAUGCCUCCAGUCCGGAGCUGCACCGUACACCACAGAGGUUCGGCCUCGCCUCCACCUUGAAGGGAGGUCCGGCCCCGAGUCAUGGAGAGAGUUACAAGGGAAGGGUGGACCAGACCGAUACGGCCAAGCGGAUUCGUGCAGUGAGGCCGAACCAGAGUGCGAGCGAAGACUACCCUCCGAUGGGCUCGGCCAAGUCAGCGGCUUCGAUGCAGACACCUCCUCCUACCAGUGCGUCCAGGCGGAAGAUUCCCGAGUUCGACGAGGGGGAUGGACCAGGGGCAACACCGGGGAUGGGUCAUCUGGAAACCCCGAGUCGUCUUUUGGGGGCGUCUCCUCGCAUGUUUGGCAACCUACAAUCUUCGCCCGACUUGUUCCAGCUGGCUUCCUUGGAUCCCACGGGCUCUCCUUUCUUCCCACAGCAGCGGUUAUUCUGGGAUCAGGAUCUAGAAAAUGCCGGUGAAGUUCCUCUACCCACCAGCAAUGGCUUGGAUUCUCAUCAGAACUCCGACACACAUCACAUUCCUCAAUUACCAACCAUCGAUGGCUCAAUUGAUCUUCCCGAGUUCGGGAACGGGUUUGGGAUUUCAGCAGCACCACCUACCGACGCUGCUCUGUUCCCUGCACCGUUCUCGACUUCUCCCCGGAUUCCAGUUACCAAAGCAGAGGACCCAGCCUUGUUCCUGAGCUCUCCCGCCCGACGGUUUGGUGGGCCACAUCUCACGCCGCAGACAAGGUCUCUGCGUGGCAUUCGACAACCGUACCACCAUCAGACGGAAGAAUCGAAACGGGAGGAGCUUCUCCGUGCCCAGGCUCCAGAUGGGCAGCGACCUACAUCGUUUGUUGGUCUGAGCGAAAGCGAGGAAGAAGAUGACGACUUCACACCGAGGGGCACACGACCGGGGCUGACCCGCAGUGUAACUCACACUGCCAUCACGAGCUCACACAGGCCGCUCAGUCAAGCUGGGGGUAUGAUGGCAUCCACGAGCGGGAUCCGAAAGAGCCCCUCCAAGGGCCGUUCGUCUCCGGCGAAAGGGAUGCGUUCUACCCCCCUUGGCUCGGGCCAACUCGGUUGCCACCGGCUUGCCCACGCGCUCAUCCUCCGUGAUGGCUCUGCAACGGAGAGCGAAGCCGACCCGGCAGAGUACUCGGAGUAUCCUGUCUUGCAACGUGCUCAGUCCUCCUUUUCCAUCUUUGACCUCAACCGCCGUCCACUUUCCCGCAGUGAUUCUGGCUCCCGGCCUCCUUCGAAGGGUUCAUAUGCCUCCACUGUCGGCUCUUCCCAUUCGGGUCGAAAGUCGCCUUGGGCUAGCUCUUCGAGAGGGGCGGGGCGAGUGAACCAUCGUGGUUCUCCUGAUAUCAAGCGGACCCCCAAGCGACACUCUUCUCUGCUUCACUCCGACUCCACCUAUACCAGGGGUAGUGCGGCUUCCGACUCGUUGCCCGGAGAGGACGACGAUAGUGGUGACGCUACACAUGCACUCCGGCAGGUCCUGAAAGAACGCGGCCGGGGACCUAGACCGUCUAUAAAUGGCUUUAACAACCGACUCUCCCGCUCAUCACAUACCUUUACCCACCUCCGGUCAUCCCCUCCGCGCCUCGGCAGCGAUUUCGACAUUCACCCCCGACACAAUGCCUCUCCUACCACUCUGACCGACCCAGAUCUUGCCACUCCCAGCACAGAUCGUCACAGUAAUCCAAGCAAUGGUACACGAUGUGUCUGCCGCUCGAUGGAUAAUGGUGGCCAUCUUAUGAUUCAAUGUGAAUCAUGCACACACUGGUUACACACCCGGUGCGUCGGAUUGGAGCGUGCAAAUCUGCCCUCUGUAUACGUCUGCAUUUUCUGUGCCCAAACGCCAUCGAGACAGAACCGUGCCCGAACCUCUUACGUGCCCACGGGAAAUGCCCCUCCCUCUCCUUUGGCCCACAAGUCCUACCGCGUCCGUGCUUUCAUUCGCUAUGUCUGCCUCUCUCCCUGGCAGCCGGGAUCUCCCCCAUCACAAUAUGACCUCUCCACCUACUGGGGUCGGGUGCGCCAUGCCGCCGACAUUGCUGAUCCUCGAACUCUCUUUGUCUCAGGCGCUGGUCUGGAGAGCGCUAAGAGCCUCAUCGCUUCCUACAAGCAGAACCGUAUCCCGGUUAUGACGCCUGAACUGUGGUCCGCGAAGAAGGUCGUCGAUGCGACUUUGCAUCCUGACACUGGCACACCAGUUCUCCUCCCCUUUCGCAUGUCAGCCUACGUGUUCUCGAACUUGGUCGUCACUGCGGGCAUGUUGACUCCAGGACUCGGGACAUCCGGUACCCUCCUCUGGCAAAUCGGAAACCAAUCUCUCAACGUCGCAAUCAACAACGCAAACGCAAACAAAUCCACCCCCCUCUCCACCUCCCAGAUCGCCCAGUCAUACCUCAUGGCCGUCUCGGCUUCCUGCUCGACAGCUCUCGGCCUGAAAGCUCUCGUCCCCCGUCUCAAGAGCAUCUCCCCCAACACCCGUCUCAUCCUGUCCCGUCUCGUCCCCUUCGCUGCUGUCGCCAGCGCCAGCGCCCUGAACGUCUUCCUCAUGCGCGGCGAGGAAAUCCGCCAGGGUAUCGAUGUCUACCCCGUUCUCUCUGCUGAAGAGCGUGCCAAGCGCGAGCUGAUCGAGGACGCUGAGCCGGUUCAGAGUCUCGGCAAGAGUAAGAAGGCUGCUACCCUUGCAGUCGGCGAAACUGCCAUCUCGCGUGUUCUGAAUGCCACGCCAAUUAUGGUUCUGCCGCCUCUUAUCUUGGUCAAGUUGGAGAAGACGCAGUGGCUGCGUGCCCGACCUCGUAUGAUUAUGCCUGUUAAUCUGGCGCUUAUCUUGGGUACUUCGCUCUUUGCUUUGCCGCUUGCACUGGCGGCUUUCCCUUCUCGUCAGGCUAUUAGUGCUAGUAGCUUGGAGGAGGAGUUCCGGGGUCGUGGUGGUGAUCAGGGUAUGGUUGAGUUUAACCGCGGAAUGUAA